GUCAUAAAGCAAAGCAACACACAUUCUCAAUCCUCUUACAAUCUCUCUCUCUCUCUCAUUCUCAUUCUCUCUCUAUAAAUUCCCACACCUCAUUCCUUUCUUCCCGCUUCCUCUCUUCAAUACCAUUCUCUCCCACUAACCCAUCUCUCUCUCUCUCUCUAAGAAUGCAUUCACCAACAUAUGGAUCCGACCCGACAACACCACCAAACACAACCUUCAUACAAGCUGACCCAUCAAAUUUCCGACAAGUAGUCCAAAAAUUAACCGGAGCAUCACAAGACCCAUCAGCCCAAAAACUACCCAUCACUCUCCCAUCUCGUCUAACAGCCCAAACCCAAGCCAACCGUUGUUCACCGUCAAUCACCAACGAACCAAUAAUGGGCCUAAAAAAGCCCAACUUUAAACUCCACGAACGCCGUUCCAAAAAACUUCAACUCAACGUUUCGGAAACACACAUGAUGUUCCAAAACAACAAUAAUAACAACAACAACAACAUGAUGAUGAUGAUGUUAAUGAAUAACAACAACAAUAAUAUUAAUCGAAGUGUUGUUAUGGCUUCACCAGUUUCACCAUUGGAAUUUUACAUGGCACAUGGAAAUAGUCCAAAAUCACCUUAUUAUGAAGAUGAAGAAGAUGAAGAAGAAAAAGUGAUAGCUGAAAAAGGUUUCUAUUUACACCCCUCUCCUAGAGCUUCUCAACAACAACCACCUGAACUGUUACCACUUUUUCCUUUGCAUUCUCCUUCAUCUCAAUCUCAUUCUUAAUUAUAUUAAUGUUGUUGUUUUUUGUGGAAGUUGAUUGUAUUUUAAGUUUGUAAUUUUUGCUAUAUUAAUUAAUUAACUACUAAUUAUAUUUGCUAGUUUGUUUGGUUGUAUUUUUCUUUAAUUAGAUAUUUAUGUACUUUUUUAUUUUUAUUAUGUAUUGCGUGUGUCAGUGUGUGUGUAGCUGUACUGUGAAUAAAUACUGUGGUCUGUUGAUUCUACGUUGACAA
This is a messenger RNA of Trifolium pratense (red clover), 991 nucleotides long. Its product is annotated as VQ motif-containing protein 11. NCBI's taxonomy places the organism in Eukaryota, Viridiplantae, Streptophyta, Magnoliopsida, Fabales, Fabaceae. The transcript has a single exon. The record is from RefSeq and is a predicted model, not a curated record. Bases 165 to 764 code for a protein of 199 amino acids.